ACCCAUUAUAUGUAUGUUGUUGUGUUUCGGGCGCAGACAGCGAUUUUUGAGACAUUUUGUAUAGUCUUUAAUUUUUCAAUUUGUAAUUGAAUAUUUGUCCUAUAUAAUAAAUAAAAAACUGCAUAGUUUACAAAUAGUUGUAGAGAUUUUAACGUACAUAAAAAUUAAAUCUCAAUAAUUUUGUUGAAAUUUUGCUGCAGAGAACAUUGAAAUUAUGGAUCUGCAAAAGAGCUUGAUCAAAAAAUUAAACAAAGUUCAGAGUACGUGGAAUGAAAUCAGGGUAGAUGGAGACCGCUGUCGCGCUAACUUUAAAAAGUGGCGCAAUUGUAGGCUUGAUACACUCUCGGCACUAGCAGAGUUUCAGGAUAAAUUUGAUAGAAUUCAUCAACAUAGCAGUACUGCCCGGGCUGUAGGAAAUGGAGCUACCCUAUUGGGAAGCUUGGCAGCAUUCGUCGGUUUUGGCUUGACUUUCUCUAAGGAUUGGAAACCUAUUGGAAAAGAAUUGAUGAAAUAUGGCUCUACCGUUGGUAGCGUGGGAGGUGCUACGACCUUUGCUGUGCCUCUUGUGGAAUGUGGAUUCAAUGCUCAAACAUUAAAAGAAUUAAAAGCAACAUUAGAAGAAGAUAGGCGACAAACAGAAGAGCUUCUUCCUUGGUUUGAUAGAAACAAAGAUUUGGACACUCAUCUUCGAGAAGUAUUUGGUUGCGGCUUUGCAAAUAUCAACGAUGUUUUAAUAGUUAUUCGUGAAGUUGCAGUUAUUUAUUCAAAAGGUGGUGAAGCUUGGAAUAAUCUACGAUCUUACUUAUCAGCACUUAUUACAAAUAACCGCUUACCAAAUUUGAAUAAUAAGAAUUUAGAAGCAAUUAUACGUAAUGCAAGUUACAAAAUGCAACUAUUACUUAAAGAGUUUUGCGAUAGUCCUGCAGUACGAUCAGCCACAUGGAGAAUUUAUGAUUCCUUUAAGAAGAAUCCAAUUUCAUUUGACUUAUCUAAAAUGAGCGUUCGUAUUGUGGAAAAGGCGGCAGUGCAGGAAAUGGCUUUUUUAAGCUUCUUUGCUUCGGCUGAUGGCCGAUCCUUGUGGCGCUGCGUUGACUUGACAGCACGAGGCAUAUUUCGGACAAUCAAUGUUGCUUUGAGCAUUUUGGCAUUUCUUUCAUCCGUUGAUGAUAUUAAAAAUGGGAAAUCGAAAUAUUCCGAAAUGGUUGCAGAAACCAUUAAUUCUUUGUUACUGGAGUUGCAAGCAGUGGAAUCACAUAAAGUGCUUGAAUGAGCCGGAUAAAAAAAAUUUUCGACUAUAAUCUUAACAAAACGCUUACCCAUUAAUUUUCAAAUGAAUUUUGAUGAUUAAUUAAGAGUUAAUAAUUUUUUCAAGCAUAUUUUUUUUUCUGUUCAUUUAAAAGGUUUUUUAGUGUUUUUCUUUAGAAUUUUUCUAAUUUUUCUUACAAACAAUUUUAAAUAGGACGCCUUUCUUGUAUCUUAUAUAUAUACUUUAUAAUGUCGUUUGUUUUUGUAUGCAAACUUGAAAUUGAAGAAAAUUUGAUAAUGGAUGCUCUAUGUAUCAGAAAAAAACAGUGGGAACUAUGUAUUUUUUAAAAAAUUUGAUGCAUUUAUAUGUUUAGCAAAAGUUGUAAAAAAAAAAAAACCCAAUGCUUUAUGUAUCUUAAUAAUUUUUUUAAAUAAAAAAAUGUGUGAUUUAUCUAACAUGUAGAUAUUCUUGUGUAGUAAACACUGUUGCCAUUUACAAAUGUUAAAUAAAAUGAAAUACUAUUUGUACAAUACUAAAAUAUUUUCAAUGUUGAGUUUCUUAAAAAAAGAAAAUGUCAAGUUACUUUUUAAAGCACUUAAACAAUUUUCUAUAUUGAUAAAAAAUUGUCAUAACUUAUCAGUAAUUUAUCACGAACGGCUUAGCGAUACAAUUACUUUAAAAAAAUGUGUAUUUACAGUGGUCAACCAUUGUUAGAAAUUUUUUGCUAAACGAUCUUUUCUUUUAACUCUCCUUGAGAAGCAGGGGCCAAUUGCAAUAAAGAGUUAUUUCUCUUUUUGCGUAAUCUGUGUGCGUGUAUGUUGUCUACUUAGUAGAUCUUGAUAUUUUGUAUUGUCAUCCUAUUUCUCUUACUAGUAAAUUUCAAUUUUGGUUUCAUUAAACCUUUUUUUUUCUUCAGUUUUCUGAAGAUUGCUUUUGUAUUUUUGCAUCAAAUUCUGAUAAAAAAUAAAUAAUACACUAUUAUCCAACGAGUGAUAGGAUAUACUUUGUGCUAUGUAGAUAAAGACUAAAAACUUGAAUAAAGCACAAAUGAAAGUAAA
Messenger RNA from Parasteatoda tepidariorum (common house spider), 2304 nucleotides. RefSeq lists its product as uncharacterized. NCBI's taxonomy places the organism in Eukaryota, Metazoa, Arthropoda, Arachnida, Araneae, Theridiidae. The record is from RefSeq and is a predicted model, not a curated record.